Vitis riparia (riverbank grape) is the source of this 981-nucleotide messenger RNA. RefSeq names its product oligoribonuclease. The coding region runs from base 1 to 669 and encodes 222 amino acids. Gene Ontology annotation, cellular component: mitochondrion. Gene Ontology annotation, molecular function: nucleic acid binding; 3'-5'-RNA exonuclease activity. The record is from RefSeq and is a predicted model, not a curated record. The transcript is spliced from 9 exons. Lineage: Eukaryota; Viridiplantae; Streptophyta; Magnoliopsida; Vitales; Vitaceae.
AUGGAAAAGCUGUCCAAUAUCUUCUCGGUGCUACAGCUUGACGCUGACGAUGAUCAGCUUCAUACGCCCGACUCCUCUUCUACUACAGCUUUGGCUACUGGGGAACUGAAUGCCUUUUUCCAUUGCACUAGAGGUUUUGUGUCAAGAAAUGACUGGUCUAAAUAUGAAGUUGAUCGAAUACUGGAGAUUGCUUGUAUAAUUACAGAUGGCAAUUUGAUCAAAUCAGUUGAGGGUCCUGAUUUGGUUAUCCAUCAAACUAAAGAGUGUUUAGACAACAUGGGAGAAUGGUGUCAAAGUCAUCACUCAGCAAGUGGGCUGACAAAAAAAGUGCUUCGAAGUACCAUCAGUGAACAAGAAGCUGAAAAGCAGGUCAUAGAAUUUGUCAAGAGAAAUGUUGGUACAUACACACCUCUUCUGGCAGGAAAUUCAGUUUAUGUGGAUUUUCUCUUUUUAAAGAAAUAUAUGCCAGAUUUGGCUAGUCUUUUCCCUCAUGUUCUUGUUGAUGUUAGCAGUAUUAAAGCUUUAUGCAUCCGAUGGUAUCCUCGAGACUCGAAAAAGGCUCCUCCAAAGGAAAAUAAACACAGAGCCAUGGAUGAUAUCAGAGAAAGCAUAAGGGAACUCAAAUACUACCGGGAGAAUAUAUUCAAAGCAUCCAAGUCUAGGAAGUGAUGAAGAUGAAGCCUUUUGUGGAAGUUCAAUUUUUUUAAAAGCACCAUCCACGCCAUGGGCAGCUUUUGAGAAGGGUUGGAAGGCCUUUGCAAAUGGUUCAUUUUACCUUGGUUAAUAUAUUAUAUUGUUCCCUCUCUCUUUCUCUCUCUCUCUCUCUUUCUCCCUCUCUCUAAUAUUUGCUAAUCAUGAAAUACUUUAUUGGUUUUGUAAUGCCAACUCUCUCCCCCUCCCCUCUAGCCCAAACAACAGUGUUUCCUAUACAUCAACAACGCUUCACACUAUUUAAUCCAUGAAGGUUACUCAAUAGACAAA